AUGGAUUUAAGACUCCUGCUUCUGGUGUUCUGUAUGGUUGCUUCUGAGGUCCCGGACAUUCAGACCAGACCAAUCGACUUUGUGUGUGAUGACCAUGCCAGGAGAGACAUGAACAUGGUGAAGGAGCUGGAGGCUGCCAUGAAUGACUGCAGUGGUUCGGCCCUUCUCCCCUCAUCGAUCCAACUGCCUUGUGUGAAGAUUAACAAAGCAUCUUGGGAAAAAAAAUCUAUGCAGGAGAAGAGGGGUGACAUCCUGGCAGCUCUGGGAACUCUGGCACAGGGUGUGCGGGUGACAAGGAUGCUGACCACGCCCGGGUGUCAGUUCUCUCUGCUGGAGCGGCUGGAGCACAGCAUCACCAACUACUUGCACAUAGUGACACAUCUAGAGCUCACGGGUGAAGCGGAGAGCCCGGUCACCAGCUGCCCCAGCCAGGUCACACAGAACCUGGGUCAGGUGCUCCGGCACUUCAGCUGGCUGCUCACGGGCAAACUGGAGUGGCUCAUAGCAGAACUGAAGACCCAGUGCCAGACAGAGAGGCUGACUUCCAACCUCUAA
Messenger RNA from Megalops cyprinoides (Indo-Pacific tarpon), 555 nucleotides. It is a transcript of the gene thpo, whose product is annotated as thrombopoietin. Gene Ontology annotation, cellular component: extracellular region. Gene Ontology annotation, biological process: cell population proliferation. The coding region runs from base 1 to 555 and encodes 184 amino acids. The transcript is spliced from 5 exons. Lineage: Eukaryota; Metazoa; Chordata; Actinopteri; Elopiformes; Megalopidae. The record is from RefSeq and is a predicted model, not a curated record. Gene Ontology annotation, molecular function: cytokine activity; hormone activity.